This is a messenger RNA of Dovyalis caffra, 1284 nucleotides long. NCBI's taxonomy places the organism in Eukaryota, Viridiplantae, Streptophyta, Magnoliopsida, Malpighiales, Salicaceae. The record is from the annotation of a GenBank genome assembly.
AUGGCAACAACUGCAAGCAAUAGUACCCUGAAGAGGGAGAAGAAGGUGACACCAUCUUCACAUCCUCACACAAGUACUCGCAGGCAAGGAAGUUCAAGACCAGCCAGCCCUUCGUCAGGCUCCACUAAUAAGGAUAAUUCCAGCACCCCAUCAGGAAAACCAAUCCCAAACUACCUCAAGCCUACAUUUAGUUCAAGACCUGAGUCCUUAAAAAAAGUUAAGAAAACUGGCCAUGAAGACACAUCCCAAAAGCCUGCUCUUCUUAGAAGAAGAUCCUUUGAUAAGCCUCCAUCUCUUCAUUAUGUACAAAAAUCACACCCCUCUUCAGAUCCUAAAGAGAGGCCAGGUCGGGACAGAUUAAUCGGUGUGGUCCGAUCUUCAUCUUUUUCAUCAAAAAAUGUUACUUCACCAAAAGCUGUCUUGGACAGGAAUCCCACAACACUUAGGCCAGGAAAAUCUCAGCCACUGCCUUCAAGGACCAUGAGGAGGAGCAUUAGUCCCUCUGCCAAGAAAGUGAGUAAUGCUCCUGUUUUGCCGAAAGAGGCAAUUAGUGAUGAUGUAAAUCAGAAUCUGGAACUUGAAGCUAUGCAAGAAGGCAAUGAAGAAUCUUUUUUGGCUCGUGAAAGUGAAGAGAUACUGAAUGUUGUGAGCCAGAAGCAAGUUCCUUCUGAUUCGCCAAAGGCCAAAAAUAAGGAGGAACAUAUUGAUGCUGAAGAAACUCAAGUUAAAAAUGAUACUGAAGAUGAGAAGCUCGAGGGUUCUAUCAUUCCUACAGUUGCUGAUGGAGAAAGUAAUGUCUCCGCAUUAGCAGAAUCAGUUAAAGAAACAGAAACUGAGGUACAUCAAGAAAACGAAAACCAGCAUGAAGGAGAGGAGAAUGAUGGCAAACUAGAGGAAAGCAUCAAAACUAAUGCUAACCCUGAAGAGGGUAUUGCAGAUGAGGCUAAAGUUGAGGCUGAUGAUCAAGUGAAUAUGGAAGAGAACGGUAAUGAAACUAAGGUUUCGCCCGAAGAACCUGUGGGUGAAGAGAAGAAGGAAGAAGACACGAAAAAAGGUAAUGGAGGAAGUGAGGAGCUUAAGCCCCAGGAAGAACAAGAUCAAGUAGUGAAUAAUGCCGAUGAAGAACAAAAGAAGCAAGUGGUACAAGGUAAUAAGAAGGAAUCUCAUGCUGCAUACAAUGAUGUGAUCGAAGAGACAAAGAAUAAGCUACUCGAGGAGAGAAAGAACAAGGUGAAGGCACUGGUUGGGGCAUUUGAGACUGUCAUAGACUAUGAAUCUAAAUGA